CUCAAAAAAAAAACACAACAAAAACUUCCCGACUCCUCAACCGGAACAAUUCAGAAGACGAAGACGAGACGGUAGGUUUUUCGAUGGAGCAUAUUCUGUUUUUGGUGAUUCUGUUAUUUGCGUUGCCGAAUUGCGAAUCGUGGAACUGGUUCUCGUCUUCUUCAUCUUCGGGCUCUUCUAUGGGGUCUUUUAAGCGUGUUGAGGGUGGAAGUGUUUCGGAAUUUUCAAUUGAGGGUUUUGAUGAUCAAAAGGGGGUGAGGCGAAUUGAGAAUGCUAAGAACAAGUUGAGUACGUCUAAUUCUUGUUGGGAAGGUGCUUAUAGGCAUCUCUUUGCGGGCUGCUCUGAGAUUUUUGCUGCAGAUGAGAAACGGUCUAGAUUUGCUUGGCAUCUUAGCGAUUGCUUUCAGAAGGACUCUGGCAGGCCUCCUUUUCCUUCUUGUGAUGCGGAAUCCCCCAUGGCCAAAUGCCUCAAAUACCUGAAUGAACAUGAGCAUAGGAUCUAUCUUGAGUUCUACCUUGAAACUAACUCCAUUUGUCAUCAGCUACAGGCUCAUGCUUUCAAGCAUGACACAGAGAGGCUAGUGAAUGAACUGAAGAGAUCUUCCGAAGCUGCAGAAGGCAAGUUAGAAUCCAUCGAAGAAAAAUCGGAAUCUCUGCUGCAAAAUUCAUAUCAAAUUUAUGAUUCCUUGAACUCUACUGGUGUUCAAAUACAAAAAAUGGUUCAAACAUCAAGAAAACUAGAAGAUCACAUGGGCACUGUAUUAGAGCACUCUGAAGCAGUUUACGAACAAUCCAAGAAGAUCGAAACAUCCCAGUUGGAACUCCAAGAAGGUCAGUUAAAACUGAGAAGAAGUUUGGAGGAAGGGAUGGAAAUGCUUCAGGAUUCCUACAGCAACCUUGGCCGAGAGAUGGACGGUUUACGAGAAGAAGCGAUCGAAAUCGAAAAGGAGAUAGCCAAAGUGGGAGAUUCAAUGUCUUUGAAGAUGAAGUACCUGCAGAGCACGGCUGAUGAUAUUGGGAAUAUGGCAGGGCUUUCAUUGGACAAACAACAAGAACUUCUAGAUGCUCAAUCCACAGCACUCAAUGGUCUUCAUUCUUUAAGCAAAGUUCAAUCAGAAGCGCUAGAGGAUAGCAGGCGUAAGCUGCAACAAUUGGCUGAAUAUGGCCGCAAACAACAGGAUGAGUUUCUUCAGCGACAAGGACAACUCCAACAACUUCAUGAUCGUUUGAUGGACAAUUCAAAUUCAAUCUUGGAAGCUCAGCAAUCAUUUGAAUCAAAGCAAGCAAAUAUGUUCAUUGCUUUAGAGAAGCUUUUCACCUUGCACAAUGCAAUGUUGCUCGAAUCUCGACUAAUCAAAGUUUUCCUCAUUUACUUCAUUUUAAUCUUCAUCGUCUACAUGUUCAGUAGCACCAAGCAAACUUACACCGUUAGGCCCUGGCUAUAUAUCGAGCUGUGUGUUGCAUUCUUAAUCGAAGUAGGCAUACUACGGUUUGAGAUGUUCAACAUGGAGCAGAAAACAUGGAUCAUAAACUCGGUGCGGACAGUGUUCUUGCUUGCUGCUUCUCUUCAGCUUCUACAUGCCAUUUGCACAUACAGAGACUAUGAUGUUUUAAACCAUCACAUGCUAUUAAUGUUAAUGGAAAGGAUCAAUGGAAUGCAGACACAAAAUAAGAUAUGUUGGGAAAGUGAUAGUGAGGUGAAUUGGUCAUCAUGGAUUGACACAGAGUUAUCUGAAGAUGUUGAUGAUCCUGAUUUUGUUCUUCCAGAAGAAGUGGGAGAGAAUUCAAUCACCAGUGCUUUAACAACAAGAAGGUACAAUCUUCGCCAUCGACCCCUUCGUUAGUAAUUUAUCUUUCGUAAAUGCUGGCUGUACCUAAAUAUUUAACGCUUUACUUUGUAAUUUAAAGUGAUAGUCUCUGUUUUGGAGACAUAUAUAGGAAGGUUAUGUUGUUAUGUACCAUUUUUUUUUUUUCUUUUGCAUAGUACAUUGAGAAAAGUUGAUUAUUGUAAACGAGUUCCAUCUAUUUAAU
Cucurbita moschata (crookneck pumpkin) is the source of this 2031-nucleotide messenger RNA. RefSeq names its product protein GAMETE EXPRESSED 1. The record is from RefSeq and is a predicted model, not a curated record. The coding region runs from base 84 to 1844 and encodes 586 amino acids. Lineage: Eukaryota; Viridiplantae; Streptophyta; Magnoliopsida; Cucurbitales; Cucurbitaceae. The transcript has 7 exons.